UGUUUAGUUUGCAGGUCUAAUUUAAAACUUCGUGUAACCAAGACUUCAUGCAUGCUUUUCUCACCUUUUAAUGCUAGACUUCAGAUAAAUCAUGAAAUGCCUUUCCAAAGAUGUAGCAAACCACACUAGCAGUAAAACGUGUUAUGUUAGUGAUAUUUCACAUAUGUCAUGAAUUAGUAGCUGCUAGAACUUAGUGCACACUGUCCAGAGUCAAGCAAGCCUUGCACUGCUCUGGAGUCUGUCUUGAACCAGAAUUGGCACUUUAAAGCUUACAAUUAAAUGUUGCUGAUUUCAUGGAGAAAGGAAAAACAUGAACUGUGCCUUUCUUCGGACAGCAGUCCAAAAUGGCCUGGUUUAAUUUUUGACCUGCCCUGUAAAAUAUAAAUCUCACUCUCAGGAAUUGUUUAAAUUCUGGUCUGAUUUAUAACAUGAUUAACUAACCAAUGUUUUUUCUUGUCCUGCUAUCUCUUAUGCUUUUGACAUGUCUGAUUACUUUCUUUCUUUCUACUCUAAUCAGCUGAACAGCUUGUUGAAGCUGGAGCUUACUUCUGUGAUUGAUGCCAAUCAGAACCACCUUAAAGGCAAUCCCUUCGUCUCAUAUCCCACAGUCCCUUGCAACACACCCAAUGAUAUUUUUUCUUCCUUCAUGGACAUGUUUCCCACUCCCAGCCCAGAUCCAUUUAGUAAUGAUCCCUUUGUUACACUUAAUGGCCAGAUUGACUCCUCCAUUUUUCAUAAUUUGUCCCUAUCAUCUAAUGACAGAGUUACUUUUCCUGACUGUUACUUGAAUGGCUCUGAUCUAGACAAUCACUCUGUAAAUGAACUUAUUGAUAAGUUUCCAUCAAGGAACUUAAAUGGUUGCAGCAAUCCUUUCUUGAAACUAUCAGAUCAGAGCCCUCCCGUUCGUAACCUAUUUAAUAAAACGGUUCCUCUGCUUCAAACCCCUUCUCCUUUGUGUAAUGGUCCCAGCAACUUGGUGCAUCUUAUUAGCCAACCUUCACCUCUGUCUUAUACUGAAGCGAUUUCACCUUUUCUGCCAAAUAAUGGGGUGAUUGGACUCUGUCCCCCACCACCAAGUUCCAAGUGUGGCCGAGUACGCAGAACAGAGAAGGUGAACAAAAGUUGAUGUUGGUGGCACUAGGUGAUGGGUGGUGUUUCACAGUGCCUGUUGUGAAGUUAAUUUGAUGGUGGGAAAGGUUGCAUGCAUGUGUGUAUUAAUAGUUUUUGUUUUAGGUAAUGUUAGGAUCACUAACAUGUGACUUGCAUGUGUUAGUCACUACUUUUUAUUGUAUUGUAUCUUCAAUUUCUUGCUAUUUACAUUUUUGCAGAGAAUUUAAUUUCAUACCCUCCUGUUUCCUUCACAGUCUCCUGA
Molecule: messenger RNA, 1372 nt
Organism: Trichomycterus rosablanca
Lineage: Eukaryota; Metazoa; Chordata; Actinopteri; Siluriformes; Trichomycteridae
Product: disabled homolog 2-like
Exons: 1
Coding region: 482-1126 (214 amino acids)
Source: RefSeq, a predicted model, not a curated record